AUGGAAGUCUACGUCGAUGACAUGCUUGUCAAGAGCAAACUGUCAUCCGAUCAUCUGACAGACUUGCGAGAGACCUUCGAAACCCUAUGCAAGUAUCACAUGAAGCUAAAUCCGAAGAAGUGCGCCUUCGACGUAGGAUCUGGGAAAUUCUUGGGCCGAACUGUGAAGGUAAACUUCCCAGAAGUGCCAAGAGGAGGCGAAAGGGAAGUGAUGGGACCUAGGAUACGAAGCAGCUACCAAAGCUUUGUAGACACCCCACACAAGAUCUAUGCAGGAAACCUCAGCUGGAAUCUCAGUUCCCAGGGGCUUAAAGAAGCUUUUGCAGGUCACCCAGGUCUAUUAAGUGCCAAGGUCAUCUAUGACAGGGACACCGGAAGAUCUCGAGGUUUUGGAUUUAUCACUUUUUCAUCUGCUGAGGAGGUGGAAUCUGCCCUCAGUGCUAUGAAUGGAGUGGAGGUGGAAGGCCGGCCAUUGCGGUUGAAUCUGGCCGAGGAAAGAGCUCCUACUUCGCCACCAGCAGACUCCAGAAAUUCAGAGGACAAUUUUGGCAGCAGGGAAAUGCUUUCUAGCCUGGGCAACUAACAAGGAAAGGAGAAAGACGGAUUAGGUGUUUCAGAUGAUAAUAGAGAGUUGCGAAGAUGCAAACUAAAUUGGUGUUCCACGACGUUCAGCUUCCACUACUUUUAACUCUUUCAUUCAUCCUCAGGAUUCUAAUUGGUAUAUGGAGAGCGAGCACAAAUGAUGUCUAACCAAUGACAUUAUUAAUUGGAGCUUCUUACUUCAAUUUACAAGUUUCAGAUGUAAUUAUUCUGGGCUAUAUGAAAAUUGAUUGUAAUUGCAAUUUGUUGAUGUGUUCUCAAUUUCAAAAUGUUCAAAACUUCAGAUGAGGACUUGUAUCAUUAUUGAGAAAAGUAUUCUGAAGUAUUAGGAUAUCUAGACUUUGUUGGUAUUGCAACGUAAGUUAAUAUCUGCAUUCUGAAAAUGUAGAAAGAAUGGUCAAUGAACUUGAAA
This is a messenger RNA of Camellia sinensis, 1011 nucleotides long. The record is from RefSeq and is a predicted model, not a curated record. NCBI's taxonomy places the organism in Eukaryota, Viridiplantae, Streptophyta, Magnoliopsida, Ericales, Theaceae.